UCCCUUUCCUCUUCUUUAAGUCUAGGAUUUCAGUUAAAUCGGUUCCUGUUAAAUAUUUGCCGGGGAUAGGGAGUACAUCUGAAGGAACGGUAUAAUCCCAACUAGCUAUAACUUUAGCUAGAGAAGGCAAUACAGAUAUGAAACGGUUGUGGAUUAUUGGAUUCGUGUGUGCUCUUCUAGCCUUUACUUCAGUAAGAGCGGAGGACGAUGUAGACAUCGACGCGACCGUGGAGGAGGAUCUGGGAAAAAGCCGGGAUGGGUCCAAAACGGACGAUGAGGUGGUUCAGAGGGAGGAGGAGGCGAUACAGCUGGACGGCCUGAACGCCGCUCAGAUAAAGGAGAUCCGGGAGAAGUCGGAAAAGCACGUCUUCCAGGCUGAAGUGAACAGGAUGAUGAAGCUCAUCAUCAACUCCCUGUACAAGAACAAGGAGAUCUUCCUCAGAGAGCUGAUAUCCAAUGCUUCAGAUGCCCUGGAUAAGAUCCGGUUGCUGUCCCUGACCCAUGACGACGCUCUUUCCGGUAACGAGGAGCUCACGGUCAAAAUCAAGUCCGACAAGGAGAAGAACAUGCUGCACAUCACAGACACGGGCAUCGGCAUGACCAAAGAAGACCUGGUGAACAACCUGGGCACCAUCGCCAAGUCGGGCACCAGUGAGUUCCUCAACAAGAUGACGGAGAUGCAGACGGAGGGCCAGUCCACCUCCGAGCUGAUUGGCCAGUUCGGCGUGGGCUUCUACUCCGCCUUCCUGGUGGCCGACAAGGUCAUCGUCACAUCCAAGCACAACAACGGCACCCAGCACAUCUGGGAGUCUGACUCCAAUGAGUUCUCCGUCAUCGAGGAUCCCCGUGGCGACACCUUGGGCAGAGGCACCACCAUCACGCUGGUGAUGAAGGAGGAGGCAUCAGACUACUUGGAGCUGGAGACCAUCAAGAACCUGGUGAAGAAAUACUCCCAGUUCAUCAACUUCCCCAUCUACGUGUGGAGCAGCAAGACCGAGACCGUGGAGGAGCCGGUCGACGAAGCAGAUGAGGCCGAAGCCGACAAGAAGGAAGAUGCUGAAGAUGAGGCUGAGGCUGAGGUGGAGGAGGAAGAGGAAGACAAGGACAAGCCGAAGACUAAGAAGGUGGAGAAGACCGUGUGGGAUUGGGAGCUCAUGAACGACAUCAAGCCGAUCUGGCAGAGGCCAGCCAAAGAGGUGGAGGAGGAUGAGUACAAGGCCUUCUACAAGACCUUCUCACGGGAUACGGACGAGCCCAUUUCUCACAUCCACUUCACCGCUGAAGGAGAGGUCACCUUCAAGUCCAUCCUCUUCGUGCCCGCGUCGGCACCCCGCGGGCUUUUCGAUGAGUACGGGACCAAGAAGAACGACUUCAUCAAGCUCUUUGUCCGCCGAGUGUUCAUCACGGACGACUUCCAUGACAUGAUGCCCAAGUAUCUGAAUUUCAUCAAGGGCGUGGUUGACUCCGAUGACCUUCCCUUGAACGUGUCCAGAGAGACUCUGCAGCAGCACAAACUGCUCAAGGUCAUCCGGAAGAAGCUGGUCCGCAAGACCCUGGACAUGAUCAAGAAGAUCGCCGAGGAGCAGUACAACGAAAAGUUCUGGAAGGAGUUCGGCACCAACAUCAAGCUGGGCGUGAUCGAGGACCACUCCAACCGGACCCGGCUGGCCAAGCUGCUGCGCUUCCAGACCUCCCACAGCGAGACGGUGCUCUCCAGCCUGGAGCACUACCUGGAGAGGAUGAAGGAGAAGCAGGACAAGAUCUACUUCAUGGCCGGCACCAGCAGGAAAGAGGCCGAAUCCUCCCCCUUCGUGGAGAAGCUGCUGAAGAAGGGCUACGAGGUGAUCUACCUGACGGAGCCGGUGGACGAGUACUGCAUCCAGGCGCUGCCCGAGUUCGACGGCAAGCGCUUCCAGAACGUGGCCAAGGAGGGCGUGAAGUUCGACGAGAGCGAGAAGGGCAAGGAGAGGAGGGAGACCCAGGAGAAGGAGUUCGAGCCCCUCACCAACUGGAUGAAGGACAAGGCCCUGAAGGAUCAGAUCGAGAAGGCAGUGCUGUCCCAAAGGCUGACCAGUUCUCCCUGUGCCCUGGUGGCCAGCCAGUACGGCUGGUCUGGAAACAUGGAGAGGAUCAUGAAGGCUCAGGCUUACCAGACAGGAAAAGACAUUUCCACAAACUACUAUGCAAGUCAGAAGAAGACCUUGGAAAUAAACCCCAAACACCCUCUCAUCAAAGAGAUGUUGAAGCGAGUCUCAGAGAACCCUGACGACCAGACCGCUGCGGACCUGGCUGUGGUUCUGUUUGAGACGGCCACCCUGAGAUCUGGCUACCACCUGGCCGACACCAAAGCAUAUGGAGACCGGAUAGAGAGGAUGCUCAGGCUCAGCAUGAACGUGGAUCUCAAUGAGCAGGUGGAAGAAGAACCAGAGGAGGAGCCAGAAGAGCCAGCGGAGGAGGAGGAGGAGGAUGAUGCUGAAGACGAAGAAGUAAAAGCAGAAGAUGAGGAAACGGCUUCGACAGAGAAGGAUGAACUGUAAAGCACUGAAUUGGGGAAGGGUACGGGGGGUGGGGGGGGCUUGGGGGCGGAACAGAUUGGAGCCGUCAGAGCCCGUCUUCACUCUGCUGUGGGCGGGGCCUACCUGGGAUUGGGGUUUUUUUUAAGAGGGCUUUUGUUUCGUUUGUUUGGGUUUUGUUUCUGUUUGUUUUUUUACAUUCCUCAUGAUUGUAAAUUUGUUAAUAUUUAACUUGCCCAAUUAUGGAGUGAUAUCAUGUUGUCAUGUGAACCAGUAAAUGUUUCCAGAAAGGGA
Messenger RNA from Anguilla rostrata (American eel), 2807 nucleotides. RefSeq names its product heat shock protein 90, beta (grp94), member 1 (gene hsp90b1). Bases 138 to 2537 code for a protein of 799 amino acids. NCBI's taxonomy places the organism in Eukaryota, Metazoa, Chordata, Actinopteri, Anguilliformes, Anguillidae. Gene Ontology annotation, molecular function: ATP-dependent protein folding chaperone; ATP hydrolysis activity; ATP binding. The transcript is spliced from 18 exons. The record is from RefSeq and is a predicted model, not a curated record. Gene Ontology annotation, biological process: protein folding. Gene Ontology annotation, cellular component: endoplasmic reticulum; perinuclear region of cytoplasm.